UCACCUGUCGGUUUACACUCAUCAGUCAUCACUCCCAAAUCCAAUUUACUCCGAUCACUCAAAACCCCCCUCAAACCCUACUGUAAAAAUGGGAACGAAUGUGCCGAGAAUCAAGCUAGGUUCGCAGGGGCUCGAGGUCUCGAAGCAAGGCCUGGGAUGCAUGGGCAUGUCAAUGGCCUACGGCCCGCCCAAGCCCGAGCCCGAAAUGAUCGAACUCAUCCACCGCGCCGUCAACUCCGGCGUCACAUUUCUCGACACCUCCGACGUGUACGGCCCUCAUACCAACGAAAUUCUUCUCGGCAAGGCAUUGAAAGGGGGAAUGAGAGAACGAGUGCAAAUAGCGACCAAGUUUGGGAUAACGCAUAAAGAUGGGAAGAUGGAAAUACAGGGGGAGCCUGCGUAUGUUAGGUCUGCGUGUGAGGCAAGCUUAAAGCGUCUUGAAGUUGACUGCAUCGAUCUCUACUAUGUUCAUCGCAUCGACACUCGUGUGCCCAUUGAAGUCACGAUGGGAGAACUAAAGAAGCUGGUUGAAGAAGGGAAAAUAAAAUACGUUGGUCUCUCAGAAGCCUCAGCGUCGACAAUCAGAAGAGCUCAUGCUGUUCAUCCAAUAACAGCUGUUCAGAAUGAAUGGUCACUGUGGGCAAGAGACGUCGAAGAAGAAAUAGUUCCGACGUGCCGAGAACUUGGUAUUGGAAUCGUCCCAUACAGUCCACUCGGUCGUGGUUUCCUUUCAGUGGGUCCCACGUUGAUAGAGAACUUGUCAGAGGACGACUUCCGUAAGAAAUUUCCAAGAUUCCAAGGAGAGAAUCUCGAAGCUAACAAGCUCGUAUACGAACGGAUUAGUGAGAUGGCUAAGGAAAAAGGGUGCACCCCAUCUCAACUAGCAUUGGCUUGGGUCCAUCACCAAGGAGAUGAUGUGAGUCCAAUACCCGGUACCACCAAAAUCGACAACUUUAACGAGAAUAUCGGAGCUUUGACUGUGAAGUUGACUUCAGACGAGAUGAGUCAACUCUAUGCUUUGGCCGACAUUGUGAAGGGAGACAGGCAUGCUUACAUGGCGAGCACAUGGAUAAACUCGGAUACGCCUCCAUUGUCUUCUUGGAAAGGUGACCACUGAUCAUAUACGCAGAUUUACCGAUUGUUCUACUCUUUUUGACUUUACAGCCACUAUUAUGUAAUAGUAAAUUUGUGUGUAGUAGUAAUUACUCGAAUAAGAUCGGUGAAAUGAAACGAAUAUUUGAGGAAAAAAUAUUUCAAAUAGCUUA
Erythranthe guttata (spotted monkey flower) is the source of this 1265-nucleotide messenger RNA. Its product is annotated as auxin-induced protein PCNT115. Gene Ontology annotation, cellular component: cytoplasm. NCBI's taxonomy places the organism in Eukaryota, Viridiplantae, Streptophyta, Magnoliopsida, Lamiales, Phrymaceae. The record is from RefSeq and is a predicted model, not a curated record.